This is a messenger RNA of Gaeumannomyces tritici R3-111a-1, 281 nucleotides long. RefSeq lists its product as hypothetical. Bases 1 to 252 code for a protein of 83 amino acids. NCBI's taxonomy places the organism in Eukaryota, Fungi, Ascomycota, Sordariomycetes, Magnaporthales, Magnaporthaceae. The record is from RefSeq and is a predicted model, not a curated record. The transcript is spliced from 2 exons.
AUGGACCGGUGGAAGAAGGGUGGUAGGGUGGCGGUCACGGCCCUGAUGGCGGUAGCGACGCGGCCAUCGAUUCUUGGCCGGAAUAUUGAGCCAUUCGCUGUGGUUCAAAUUAUACAUAAGGUUAAUCCGCCGUGCAAUGUCUCGGGUGCCCUAUUCUGGGAUCGGCGCACCCGCGCCGAUGAGAGGAAAACGGCAGCAGGAGUGCACGAACGCCAGGCCGAGCUGACGCCGACGGGAGAUGCCGACAUGUAAUGAAUUAUUUGAUGCUUGCAGCGACGAGA